AUAAAUACCCCCAACUGAGUCCCCAUUUUGCCACAAGAAAAUUACACUACAACAAUAAUAGUAUCAAUAAAUUCAGACCAGCAACUGCAGCUGCUAUAUAUAUAUAUAUAUAUAUAUUUUUCCUUUUCAUGAUCAGGAGAUUCAGAAGAUCAAUGGCUGCCACGGCUCUUGACCCGAGACAGAGUCCGCUUGCCCUAAUUCGCAGCAAAGACCCCCAGAACAAUGUCGUGGUGGAGGAAAUCGAAGGCCUCAUUAGGGUUUACAAGGAUGGACACGUGGAACGCCCCCAGAUGGUGCCAUGUGUCCCGCCGACAUUGCCGCCGGAGCUAGGGAUCACCUGCAGGGACAUCGCCAUCGACAAGUACACCAACGUUUGGGCGCGCUUGUAUGUCCCGAAUUCCUCAAAAUCAAAGAAGCUCCCUUUGUUAGUCUACUUCCAUGGCGGAGGAUUCUGCGUCGGCUCCGCUGCCUGGAGUUGCUACCACGACUUCCUAGCCAAAUUGGCAUCACAAUCCAAUGUCGUCAUCCUGUCAGUGAAUUACAGGCUGGCGCCGGAAAACCCUCUCCCGGCGGCCUACGACGACGGCGUCAAAGCCCUGAUUUGGCUGAGACAGCAAGAAUCCGUCAGCAGCAGCGAAUGGUGGGCUAAUAAAUGCAACUUCUCCCGCAUUUAUUUAAGCGGCGACAGCGCCGGCGCCAACAUCGCCUUCCACGUGGCCCUGACGAGGCCCAACAGGCCGCCGGACGUCGUUCUCCAGGGCCUGAUUUUAAUACAGCCAUUUUUCGGAGGGGAGGCUAGGACGAAUUCGGAGAAGUACACAGCGCAGUCGCCGCGGUCGGCGCUGACGCUGGCGGCGUCAGACGCGUACUGGCGGAUGUCGCUGCCGGCGGGGGCUAAUCGGGACCAUCCGUGGUGCAAUCCGGCGGCGGGGAAAGUGGUGCCGGCGGCGGCGAUGAGAACGAUGGUUUGCGUGGCGGAGAUGGAUAUAUUGAAGGAUAGGAGUGGUGAAGUGUGUGGGAAAUUAGGGAGCCAAAUGGGGGUAAGAAUGGAACAGGUAAUUAUCUCCAAAGGUGUCGGCCAUGCCUUUCAGAUCCUCAACAAAUCUGCACUCUCCCAGGCUCGGACUAAUGAAUUGAUCAGUUGCAUAACCAAUUUCGUCCAUUAAUCAAUCACUGCCAUUGUCUUGUCUGCCACUACGAAUCAUUGUCUGUAUAGUUAAAUAUAGCUCAACUUAUCCCUGGAAUAUAAUAUUAAUAAUCAUUUUCUUUCAAUUAUUUGAGGUACUGAUGAAGAAAGUUUGUUUAAAGAGUGUCAUGUUGGGAAGAUUCACUAAAUACCUGUUAUCAGAAAACGACAUAGAAAGCAAAUAAAGAAAACAGACGUUUUAGAUUCGGUAACGAUGUGUCAACCUGCGUUUACGGGCAGGAACCGAAGAGAUUUUAUUAUAUUGAUUCAGAGAUUUACAAUAUGUCGUCCGACUAAAAACCAUAGUUGUCUAUUUAUAAGCACCCAAAAUACCCUAAACCCUAAGCCUAUUU
Molecule: messenger RNA, 1539 nt
Organism: Andrographis paniculata
Lineage: Eukaryota; Viridiplantae; Streptophyta; Magnoliopsida; Lamiales; Acanthaceae
Product: probable carboxylesterase 6
Exons: 1
Coding region: 129-1166 (345 amino acids)
Molecular function (GO): hydrolase activity
Source: RefSeq, a predicted model, not a curated record